Molecule: messenger RNA, 4214 nt
Organism: Anopheles nili
Lineage: Eukaryota; Metazoa; Arthropoda; Insecta; Diptera; Culicidae
Gene: TrpA1
Product: transient receptor potential cation channel subfamily A member 1
Exons: 15
Coding region: 1-3855 (1284 amino acids)
Biological process (GO): monoatomic ion transport; transmembrane transport
Cellular component (GO): membrane
Molecular function (GO): protein binding; monoatomic ion channel activity
Source: RefSeq, a predicted model, not a curated record
AUGCCUACGCCGUUGUACCUAAUUCAUAGUGCUAGAUCAGUUCGUUCGGAUACGGAUCACAAUCUCCCGGCGUGCGAUGCUAACCAGGAGGAAGAGGAUCUGCAACAAUCUCAAGCCUUUAAGAACUGGCUGUUGGCGAGGUUGAAGCUUCCUUCUGCUCAUGGCUUACAAUCUACCAAGCCGAACCAAAUCAACUCACACGACAACAAUGAGCUGCAAGCCAUUUUAACACAACCAGCGGAAGCGGAAGUGUGCCUGUUAAGCGAUAGCCCAUACCGCAUAUUAAGGGCUGCAGAGGCUGGCAAUUUGGAGGAAUUUAUGCGGCUGUAUGAAGGAGAUAACAACCGGCUUUCGGUAAAGGACAGCAAGGGCCGCACGGCCGCUCAUCAGGCUGCGGCACGGAACCGGGUCAAUAUUCUCUCUUUUAUCUACGGUCAAGGAGGAAACCUGAACGCCCAGGAUAUGGUCGGAAAUACUCCGCUCCAUACGGCAGUUGAGAAUGAUUCGUUUGAUGCACUGGAAUUUCUGUUGAAAGUCCCGGUAGCAACAAAUACGCUCAACGAAAAGAAACUUGCCCCGGUGCAUCUGGCCACGGAGCAGAAUAAAGUCAGUGCCCUGCAGGUGAUGGGCAAGUAUCGUGAAGUCAUCGACAUCCAGCAAGGUGGCGAACAUGGUCGAACAGCUCUUCAUUUGGCCGCGAUCUACGACAACGAAGAGUGCGCUAGGAUAUUGAUUUCGGAGUUUGGAGCCUGCCCAAGAAAACCCUGCAACAACGGGUACUACCCGAUCCACGAGGCAGCCAAAAACGCCAGCUCUAAGACGAUGGAGGUUUUCUUCCAGUGGGGCGAAUCAAAGGGCUGCACCAGGGAGGAGAUGAUAUCGUUCUACGAUUCGGAGGGCAACGUUCCGCUUCACUCGGCAGUCCACGGGGGCGACAUUAAAGCUGUGGAGCUGUGCAUGAAGUCGGGUGCGAAAAUAUCGACGCAACAGCAUGACCUCUCAACGCCGGUACAUCUGGCGGCCGCCCAAGGAGCGAUAGAAAUCGUGAAGCUCAUGUUCCGCAUGCAACCGCUCGAGAAGCGCAUCAGCCUCAACUGCACCGACAUCCAGAAGAUGACUCCGCUGCACUGUGCCGCAAUGUUUGACCACCCGGAGAUUGUGGAGUUCCUCGUGAAGGAGGGCGCCGACAUAAACGCGAUGGAUAAGGAGAAGCGUUCGCCGCUGCUGUUGUCCUCGUCGCGAGGCGGCUGGCGCACGGUCAUGACCCUAAUCCGGCUCGGAGCGAACAUCAGCCUCAAGGAUGCGAACUCACGCAACGUGCUGCAUCUGGUCAUCAUGAACGGGGGGUGUUUGGACGAGUUCGCCAAGGAGGUGUGCCUCACGCAAUCCGAGAUCUAUCUGUUGCAGUUGCUGAACGAAAAGGACGACGCCGGUUGCUCGCCGCUGCACUACGCCAGCCGGGAGGGUCACAUCCGCUCCCUGGAGAACCUGAUCCGGUUGGGUGCGUGCAUUAAUCUGAAAAAUAAUAACAACGAAAGUCCGCUGCACUUUGCUGCACGGUACGGUCGCUACAACACCGUCCGGCAGUUGCUGGAUUCCGAGAAGGGCACGUUCAUCAUCAACGAGAGUGACGGUGAAGGACUCACGCCGUUGCAUAUUGCAUCGCAGCAGGGACACACGAGGGUAGUCCAGCUGUUGCUAAACCGGGGAGCGCUACUCCAUCGCGAUCAUAACGGACGCAAUCCGCUCCAUCUGGCGGCGAUGUCGGGCUACACGCAAACGAUCGAGCUACUGCAUUCGGUCCACUCACAUCUUCUAGAUCAGGUGGACAAAGAUGGGAACACUGCGCUUCAUCUUGCUACGAUGGAGAAUAAGCCAAACGCGGUGGUACUGCUGCUCAGCCUCGGCUGUAAGCUACUGCACAACUACAUGGACAUGAGCGCGAUCGACUACGCCAUCUACUACAAGUAUCCCGAGGCGGCCCUAGCCAUGGCGACGUACGAGGAGCGAUCCAGCGAGGUGAUGGCCCUGAAAUCAGACAAGCAUCCAUGCGUAACGCUCGCCCUGAUCGCCUCGAUGCCGCGCGUUUUCGAAGCCGUACAGGACACGUGCAUCACGAAGGCGAACUGCAAGAAGGACUCCAAAAGCUUCUACAUUCGGUACUCGUUCAGCUGCCUCCAAUGUCCAGCUUUGUACGCGCAGAUGGAUGCCCGCACCGGAGAAGCCGUUCAGAUAUCGAAACCGAUCCCACUUCCGGCGCUGAACAUCAAAUAUUCAUUUAGUGCCUAUCAAAAGUCUCAAGAAGCCAUUGCGGAAACCCGGAAAACUAUGAACGACCCCAAGUGGCGCCCCCCACCUUUGCAUGUAGUCAAUGCCAUGGUGGCCCAUGGACGCGUGGAGCUGUUGGCUCAUCCCCUAAGCCAAAAGUAUUUGCAAAUGAAGUGGAACUCGUACGGGAAAUACUUCCACCUGGCCAACCUGCUGUUCUACAGUGUGUUUUUGUUUUUCGUCACCCUCUUCACGUCGCAGCUGAUGCGCAACACGACCCCCAUCGGCCAUGGGAUAGGAAAUGACACCCAGCCGGGAGCCGGGGCCGGUUACGGAGAUCAGCACGUACUGGCACUCCGGUCGUCGUUGUCUCGUGCGAAGGGACACAACUAUGCCACCGUUCAAAACGUGACCAGCUCCGUGGCUGCGGCACCGAUCGAGGAACAGAUGGAAAUCACGACAACGACGCUCGUAUCCGGCAUCGGCAUAAUCGUCUACAUUGUGGUGAAUGCGCUCCGGGAGCUGCUGCAGGUUUACCAGCAAAAGUGGCAUUACCUCCUGGAGCCGAACAACUUCAUCUCGUGGAUCCUCUACACGUCCGCUCUGAUUAUGAUUUGGCCCAUGUUCUCAAGCGGGAUGUGCCUGAGCAUCAACUACUCGGCGGCAUCGAUAACCGUGUUUUUGUCGUGGUUCAAUCUGUUGUUGUUCCUGCAGCGCUUCGAUCAGAUUGGCAUAUACGUGGUGAUGUUCCUGGAGAUCUUACAAACAUUAAUCAAAGUGCUGAUCGUAUUCAGCAUACUUAUCAUCGCAUUCGGGCUGGCGUUUUACAUUCUGCUCUCCAAAGUGUCCGAACCACAGGUGAACCAUCUGUCAUUUUCAUCCAUUCCUAUGUCGCUGGUGCGGACGUUCUCGAUGAUGCUGGGUGAGAUGGACUUCGUCGGCACGUACGUCCAGCCGUACCACGUGGGGGAUCUUCCGUUUCCGUUUCCUUCAUUCGUCAUACUUUGCCUGUUCAUGAUCCUCAUGCCCAUUCUGCUCAUGAACCUGCUGAUCGGUUUGGCCGUUGGUGACAUCGAGUCGGUGCGGCGUAACGCCCAGCUCAAGCGGCUCGCUAUGCAGGUCGUUCUGCACACGGAGCUGGAGCGCAAGCUGCCGCAGAUGUGGCUCGAGAUGGUCGACAAGAUGGAGCUGAUCGAGUAUCCGAACGAGAAGAAAUGCAAGCUCGGUUUCCUCGACUCCAUGCUGCGUAAGUGGUUCUGCAAUCCUUUCACGGACGACUAUAAAGGUGGCAUCGAUUACGUUCUGGAAAACACCGAAGACUACGUGGCGGUUGAGCUCGAGAAGCAGAAGCGGAAGCUGCGUGACAUUGGCACCGCGCUAGACACGCAACACCAACUGCUGCGGCUGAUCGUACAGAAAAUGGAGAUCAAAACCGAAGCGGACGACGUCGACGAAGGUGUUCCGACGAGUGAUCUCAAGGGUUCCGGUGGUAUGCUCAUGUCAGGCCGGUCUUCCCGUUGGUCUUCGCCUCGUAUCCGCAAAAAGCUUGGGGCCACCUUGAGCUUCAACAAAUCGAUUGGCAAAUGAAGCGCGUUUUGUCUGCACACGAUACCACCGUUGCUAUAGAUUUACAAAUAAGCGUGUGUGGGCGCGCGUUUGCGUGUGUUUGUGUAUACAUGUGUGGUUGUGUAAUUUGUUCAAUAUUUAAAACAAAAAAAGUUGUAUUGCGUCAACAUGCGGCAGGAACGGAAAGUAAUCGUAACUCGCGUACUGCUGAGUUGGAAAGUAACAAAAUUUAUGCAUUUUGAAGAUGUUUAUGUUCGCUUGAUGCAAACAUUUGUACACGGCACGUAGAUGUUGUAAUGUGUCAGGAGAUAAAUGUGGUGUAAAAAUAUUUUAUAAUAUAUAUUUGUAAAAAUAAAGCAUCGCGCGUUCACGCACACAUA